GAUUACGCCUGGCUCUUGUUUUCCUCUUGUUAUUUACGUGAAACAGUGAGGUAACUUCCGAGCAUGAUAGCAAGAGUCAGGAAUCGAAACUUGUAAACCCGGUUCCUGGGUGUUCGCCUUUCAAUGCAACCGAAACUAUCGCCGAAGGAGUCAACUAAUUCACACUGCAGAUCCAUCUGUAGAAAAUGUAUUGUUUUGUCUUUAAAGAGAUUGGUUCAACCUCCGGUUGCUCAUGAAGUUUCAGGAAUCGACCGCGGACUUGCACAUACCUCGUUUAGAACUCAGGGACAGAAGUUUGACUAUUCAGCAGACUGUUGGGAAAUAAGCAGCACGUAGCCUUCCCAAGGGAGAAUGAAAGGAGGGGAAGAUCUAUUCAAAGUGCUUGAUUUGCAGCUACUUUGUUCUCAAUGUUUCGAGAAAACAAAUGAAAGUACCAUUGUCCUUAAAAAUGUGAACCACAAAUGCCAACAUCUCCAGCUUGUUGCUAGGAAACAACAGGACAGAAAUGGCAGCUGGAGACUUAUUCGCAGACGACCAGCUUUCAUUAAUCCUGUGCGCUAUCAAGUGUGUUCCUUCUACAGAGAAGGCUCAGGUUGCAGGAGGAUGCAGAAUCGCUGCACCUUUGCCUGGAGUGAAGAAGAAGCCUGUGUGUGGAACUAUGAAAGAAACAACCAAAUUGAACGAAACAAACUGAAGAAGUUGGUGGCAGAAAGAACAAACAAUGGGAUUCCAUGUUCAGGCACAGCUAAUAAACAACAAACUGUUGAGGAAGAAAUUGUUAAUGAAUUUGAAGGACAGUUUGUUGAAUUGUGUGCAAUAUGCUUUUACAGUGUCCCUCAGCAGAUCGUCUAUCAAAAUAUUCAUGGAUUUUGUACAUUCACCUCUCAGCAUGGAUGGAGUCCGUUAUUGGUGCAUAUCCUUGAUGAUAAUAAUGGCAUGAAACAAUGCUAUGAAAUUAGACCAGUCACAUCUCCAAAUAACCUACAAUGCUGCAAAAAUGUUCUGCAGGGGCUAUUAUGUUAUGGUUUUAACAAUUGCAAUUUUGCUCAUAGUGAAGUUGAACUGAUGGUAUGGAAAUCAGAGGUAGAACGAGGUUUGAAGCGUUCAACUUUGCUUCAAUUAUCUCAGCAACAAAACUGGAAUGGACAACCAGGAGCUGAAAGGGUGGCAGAAAGCAAUGUUCACUUUUAUUGUCGAGUCUGUCUGGUCACCUUUUCUUCUCAGGAUGGGUUUGAGAAUCAUUGUACAUCCAUAGAACAUGCUCAGAUGGUCUUGAAAGACACCACAGUUGUGUGGAACUACCGAAAACCACCUCUUAAAGCCAAGAAAUAUCAGUUAUGUUCAAGGAUAGACAUCUGUGAAUUUGGUGAGAAUUGUAUCCACGCUCACUCUCAUGAAGAACUUGAAGAGUGGCUGAUGCGGUCAGAGGUUGCUCAGAAACGGAAGCGAUCAGCAAAACACCAGGGGCUGUUACCAUAUCAGGACAGAAUAAUGGAGGAAUACAGGAACUGUAGGAAUGAAAUACUGAUUAUGUCAGAAAAAGUUGAUGAUGUUGCUAUUUCAUGUGAUUGUGCCUUAAAAAUAACCCAUUAUCAGAGAAGAUCUAAACUGAAGUGGAACUUCCACAUAGAAUCACAGAAACCAUUGUUGUUUGUUGCACUGCUGAAGAGAGCCCCGGGUGCAGUGUUCUCAUUAGAAGGAAAAGACUUACCAAAGAAAUGUUCUAUUGCUGAAGGCAUCAAAUUCCGGUCAUCAGAAACUUCCUAUCAUAUUGGGGUCUCAUUUGAAGCUGUGAACUUAGGAAUUUAUGACCAGUGGGUUAUUUUUGAUUUUGGAAGCCGACCUGUCCUUGUCAGGAAGAUUUACAUCAGUGAAAUGAAUGCUUUCCGACCACCUGAAAACCCAAACAAUGACGUCCAAUUUGUCGAUCUGGAGAGGUGGCACAGUGGCAAUCGGAGAAUUGUGCCUUGCAUGGAGAGAACUGAGAAUGAACUUCUGGUGCUGCAGGAAUACAAGCCACCUGCUUUAUCAUUGGAAUAUAAAGUCAAAGAUAUGGCAAACAUUCCGAUAACACGUGUGAAUUACAGAGAAAGAAUGCAUAAUUUUUUGUAUCAAGAGGAACAAGCUGAAGAAGAUGUAGUUUCAAGGCUCAGUCUAACAGCAACCGUUUUUAUCACUGACAUGUUGGAAGAUGUAUUUGAAGGAUUAAUGAUUGCACACGACGGAGAAUUAUUUGCCAUUUUCCCACCCCCUACUGCUUUGACUGAUUCAAAUGAAGGCUUCCUGUUCAAGAGGGCAGUUAAUACUGUGCUGUUAGCACCAAGUCCAUCUUCACACAACGUUGUUUAUGAGGCUGCCAUCAUUUGUGAAGCUACCGCUGAAAAUCGCAUUGCUCUGAAGCUGUCACCGCGUUGCCACACUGAGCUCGCUUUCCACAAAGGAAGCCACCACAAUGUAGAGAUUCAGUUCCAAUUAGACCGGCUUCCUUUCUGCUUCAGGCACCAAGCUGUGGAUAAACUUCCAAAUGAGCAGAUUAUUUUUCCAGAUAUUGUCAACUGUUCCAUUCCUCAGUUUACUGAUCCUAUUCUGACCGGAAACCAGAAGCAACGAGCUGCUGUUGCCUUCAUAGCUGGAAAAACAUCUGGGGGAAAAUCAGCGCCUCCUCUUCUAAUUUAUGGGCCAUUUGGAACUGGAAAGACUUUUACCUUGGCAACAGCUGCUUUGGAAAUAGUGAAGAAACCAAACACUAGAUUACUGUUAUGCACUGACACUAACAGUGCUGCAGAUCUGUAUGUCAAGGAUUAUUUUCAUUUCCAAGUGGAUGCAGGAAAUCUUCAAGGAAGACCACUUCGAAUGAAAUACGUGAAGCAAAACCCCAUUCAUACUGAUCCCAUCACAAAACAAUAUUGUUUAAUUUUGAAUAAUUCAUUUGUUUUGCCUGACAGAAGUACUUUGGAAUCAUACCGUAUAGUCAUCACCACUUGCAUGGAGGCAAAAUUGUUUUCUGAACUCAAAUUGCCCGUUGGCUUUUUUACACACAUCCUGAUUGAUGAAGCAGCUCAGAUGUUGGAAUGUGAUGCACUGAUUCCACUGGCCCUAGCUAGCAAUGAAACACGAAUCGUUCUUGCAGGAGAUCACAUGCAAAUGACACCCAAACUUUUCUCCAUCAAAAGUAGUGAGAUGGCAGACUACACCUUGCUCAAUCGUCUGUUCCAGUUUUAUCAGAAGGAAAAACAUGACAAAGCAGCCAAAAGCCGCAUAAUCUUCAGGGAAAACUAUAGAUCGGUAAAGGAGAUCAUUCACUUUGUGUCAACGCACUUUUAUCCGCUAAAGGCUGAUACCAUUCAAGCAAGUGGAAACAUUCUACCUCAUCCUCAGUUCUACCCUUUGAUAUUUUGCCAUGUUCCUGGGAUCAGCAGUUUCAACUCUUCCAAAUUAUCCUGGUAUAAUGAGACUGAAAUUCUCCAAGUUGUUGAAAAUGUAGAGUCAGUUCUGAAGAACUGGCCUGUGGAGUGGGGACAAUUGGAUCAAAGCUCAGUGUGCGUUGUAUCUUCUGAAGGAUUUCAGGUUCAGUGCAUGAGGCACAAACUCAGGCAAUGUGGAUACUCAUUAGUAACUGUAGAGAAUGUUUUCAAUAUUCAAGGAAAACAGUUCAGAGUGAUGAUCAUCUCUACAGUGCACACUUGUGAAAGCAGCAUUUCUUCAAAGAGUGCGAGUUUGGAGUUUUUCAAUCAGUCUCGGGUUUUGAACACUGCAAUGACACGAGCCCAAUCUCUUGUGAUUGUUGUUGGUGAUGCAAUGGCUCUUUGCUCAGUUGGAAAAUGCAGCAAAAUUUGGAAAAAGUACAUUCAGGAGUCUAUUGAUAAUCGAAGCAUUUACCCAGAGGAUCUCACAAUGGGGCAGAUUAAACAGGCUGUUAUCGACACUGAGAAAUGGGCUUGUAAGGAGGAAGAUGAAAGUGACAAUGAUUCUUGUUAUUCGGAAAAGGAUGUUGAUCCAAUACUACAAGAACUUUUAGAUGAGAGCAAGAAUGUUACAUUAACAGUGACAGAAGAAGGACUGAUGGAUAUAGUUGUAGCAGACGAAAUAGAACCAGAGGAGAAUAUCAAUAAUCAAAUUCCAACAGUAUCCACUCAGUCCUUACAGAAGAAGAAAAACGUACAGUACACAGAUUAUCCAUUACAUUUGUUGCAGAGGCUGCUAUCAACUCAGCCUUCAAAAUAUAAGCGAUGUGAGAUAAUCAUGGAAAAAUUUUACAAAGGCUAUGCUGUCACCCUCGACGAUCCUCAGUCUGUACACAUUAAAAUAAAAGGUCGCGUUAACUGUGGACAGUCAUUCCCUGGUGAUCAAGUUUUAGUUGAAAUUCUGGACCAGGACUCAGGCCAAGUUGAUAAUACUAAUCUAAGUGGAAAAGUGGUUGGAGUACUGAAGGCAGGCGAUCUGCCAAGAAUCUUCAUCUGCACAGUUGAUGAAUAUGAUCUGCAUGUAAUGGUCCCUGUCAAUAAAUGUGUUACAAAAAUCUACACACCACCAGUGGAUAAAAAGUCUCGUAACAGAAUCCCUAUUCGCAAACGCAAAAAAGACAAAAUUGUGACAACGCAAACUAUACGUCUUACUGAAGAAAUAAGGAGGAAUUAUUUCUUUGUAGUUGAACUACUAUGCUGGCGUAGCUGUUUUUACUUUCCACUGGGAAUUGUAACUAAAAUGCUUCCUGCAGCAGUAACAAUGGAUCAAGGAAUGGAAAUACUGAACUUGGAAUAUCAAGUUCAUGACAGCUAUCCAAAAGAAGUUUUCAAAGAGGUAGCAGAAUGCAGCCAGAUUAGAAAUAUUUUGGACGGGAAUCGAAAGGACUGUCAGAAGUAUUUAACAUUCACUGUGGAUCAUGAGAGUUCCAAGGAUCUUGAUGAUGCUAUCAGUGUGAGAGACUUAGGUGAAAAUUAUGAAAUAGGGAUUCACAUCGCAGAUGUAGCAAGCUUUGUGCCAAAGGGUAGUUUCUUAGAUGGUGAAGCAUUGAAGCGUGGAGUUACUCAUUAUCCACCUGGCAGAGAUCCAAUUCAUAUGCUUCCACCAAAGCUCAGUCAAGAAGUCUGCAGCCUACUACCUGGAAAACCACGCAAGGUCAUCUCUCUGUUUGUUGUUGUACAAAAGGGUACAGACAAAGUUGUUAAAGCAAACUUUUCACUUUCUGUUAUUCAAUCAGAUAGAAAACUUUCCUACGAUGAAGCAGAGUGUAUCCUCAACUGUUUCAGUAGAAGUGAGUUGAGAUUUGACACUUUGGAAGAUUCAGUUGCAACAGCCUUUCACUUCUCCAGAAUUCAUAGAAAAUGUCGACUUCAAGAUGAUUGCUAUUAUGAUCAGGCAGAUGAAGACAGGCACCCAGGAAAUAGAAAAUCCCAGCAGAUGAUUGAAGAACUAAUGAUAAUGAUGAAUAGCUUUGUUGCUGAAUUCUUGACCAAUAAGAUGAAAACAAUGUGUGUGACACCUUUGAGAUGCCAGGGAUUUCCUGCACCUCAGGAGAUGGCCAAGCUUGAAAAUAAGCACAAAAACUUAAUUUCCCUUUCUGUUCAUCUCUCCCACCAUUUUGGCAUCGCACCAAAUUUUCAAUCUCCACCUUGUGAGAAAUUUCAGAUCUUGUCCUCUUUGUGGAACAGCCUGAUAAAAGCAGCUGAGGAUAAUGACAUUCACAAGUUGACAGAUUUCAUUGCAACAGAUGAUAUCCACCCAAAUCUUGCACCAGUAACGAUGGAAUUGAGAAAACUUAUGCUCAGAUCCUUCUUCGCUCGUUCCAGCUCAACAUCUAUGUCAAAGCAAGGACAUUACUCUCUGCACCUUGAAGCCUAUACUUGGGCCACUUCACCCAUUCGCCGAUAUCUGGACAUUAUUAUCCAACGUCUCCUUGCCAUGACCCUCUGCAGGGAAGAAAAUCUUCCAUACAGCAAAAAGGAAAUUGACAAAUUAUGUACUGAUUUCAACAAAAAGAAUAGGAAGGCUUCAAAUUAUGAAAAAAAGGCUCAAUGCCUCUACUUUGCAACACAACUUAGAAGUCAAGUGGUGCAAAAGCUGGUAUUCGCUGUUGAUGUUGAACCGUUAACCAGAUACUUCAAGGUUAUAUUCCCUUUGAAAAAUGAUGCUCUAUCAGAGCUCCACGAUAUAAAUUACAGAACUCUGCAGCUGGUGGAUCAACCUGCCUAUAAUGAGAGAACAAAAUCAAUGAAGUUAACAUGGAGGAAAAGAAUCUACUGCUUAGAAACAACAAGAAAUUCUAUUCUUCCACCUACACCAUUUGACAACCCACAUGUCCGUACUAUUAAUGCUAACACUUGGCAGCAAUUUGUGCAAGCAGUCAGGUCGGAAAAAUUUUCUGAAGUGGCUGCUCUUCUUCUGGAGAACAGUCAAGGUGUCUUAUCGAAUGGCAAGCAAGGGCAUUUUGGAAAGAUAGAUGUAAGCAAGUGCCAACUUUCUUCAGUUUCACAUUAUGUGCACAUUUCUCUGGAGGUGAAAAAUGGUGAUGCAUUGCAAUUGCAGCUGAGCACGGAUAUAAAGAAUGGUUUUUUGGUGCCAGCUGUGCAGUUGUUGAGUAUAACUCCGGUCUUUGAGAUUUGUAUUGAACAUGCAGAAAAUCCUGUGAUAUGUUUCUCAGAAUAUGCCACCAGGUCACCUCAAAAGAUCUAUAGUAAUGCAAAGGAAUACCAAGAAAUCUGGGGACCAUUGUGUGCAAUGGAAUCUGCAUCAAGUGCUGUAUGCGAGAAUGAAGUUAUAGUCAUUUAUGAUGUUAAAAUAAGUUGGAUGAGGGAGGAUACCAAUGGCAGGAAGCUGCAGGGCUCAUUCUGUAUUCCUAAAGAAUUUUGUGAAAACUGGCACAUUGAAAGUGCCCUGACUAAUUGCUAUCUGUGUAUCCGGUGUCGAGGCCUGAAAAUCAAACCAGAAAGGAACCUGACCAGAAAUGAUGAGCCUCUUCAUCAAAGUUUUAAGGCCCUUCAUGUAUCAGAAAACUCCUCAGAGUUGAACAUUGACCCUGACAGUUACAUUUGGGUAGCACAUGCCGUGACUGAAGAGUUUAAAAAUGAUGGUCCUAAACUUGAGAGAGAGCCCCACAUCAAGACAAUCUUUUCUGUGCAUAAAACCACUAUGGAUAUGAUCCCAAAUGAAAUAUUCCAGGAGGAUACAAUGUUUGUUGUGGAAAUAAUUCCCAAACUACUUCCUGAUCUACGCAAAGAACGUGCUAUUCAGAAUCUUCCAUAUUCUUCACGGCUUGCACAGAACAUAGCAUUGGGUCAACCCAUACCUCUCAGAAAUAACCCUGAAUCACCAUUAAAUGUAUUGAACCGGACCAACUACUGCAUUCCUGAAUACAAAGAACUCAAUAGAAGCCAAGUACAAGCAGUUCAAAAAGCUCUUGGAAGCUCUUUUGCUCUCAUUCAAGGACCACCAGGAACAGGAAAAACGGUGGUUGGAGUUCACAUCGUAUUUUGGUUUCAUAAAAUGAAUUAUGAUUAUAACAACCAAAUCUAUCCAUUGGGCGAGGAAAACAAAGAUAAAAGAUGUAUACUUUACUGUGGACCUUCAAACAAGUCUGUCAACGUUGUUGCUGAAUACCUGUUGAAGCUGCAGAAGUAUCUGAAACCACUCCGUGUUUACAGUGAGCAGAUGGAAAUGGUGGAUUUUCCAUAUCCUGGGAGCCAACUGAUGAUCUCAAAGAAGUCAGUUAGGGAAGGAAAACCAAAACCUGACCUUAGGCCAAUAACACUACAUUACAAAAUACGACAACAAUCUAAUCCUUUUGCGCCGAGAAUAAAGGCAUAUGAUGAAAAAAUUCAAAGUGGAACAAUAGUGACAGAAGAAGAAAUAGUGCAGUACAAGAAAUUGCUCAAUGAUGCACGCAAGUAUGAACUAAAACGUCAUGAUGUUAUCCUUUGCACGUGUGCCACUUCUUCCAGCAAAGCUCUGCAACAAUUGAGUGUGCGGCAAGUAUUGGUGGAUGAGAGUGCCAUGUGCACUGAACCAGAACUGUUAAUCCCUAUUGUUGCGCAUAAACAAGCAAAACAGAUUGUUCUUCUGGGUGACCAUAUGCAACUCCGGCCUAUAAUAACCAAUGAGUUCUGCCGGCGUCUUGGCAUGGAGACAUCACUAUUUGAGCGCUAUGUUCAACAGACGGUAAUGCUUAAUGUGCAGUAUCGGAUGCACGAGGAAAUUUGCCAGUUUCCCUCUCAGAAGUUUUAUAAAGGGAAGCUGGAAACCGAUCCUACGCUUGCACAUCGUUCCCCAAGUGUCUUCUGUCAUCGUGGAAAGAUGCACUGCCCGAUAAUCUUUGGGCAUAUCCUGGGAGAUGAAAUUAGUUUGAUGGUUUCGACUGAGGAGGGAAAUGAGAAUUCCAGAGCAAACAAAUUGGAGGCUGAAAAGGCUGUGUUCAUUGUGAAGCAGUUAACUUUCGCCAAAAUCAUACCAAGUGAGAUUGCAGUUUUGACACCCUACAAUGCCCAGGUGUUGGAGAUAAACAAGCUGCUCAACGCAAAAGGAAUUACAGGAGUAAAUGUGUGUACCAUCAUAAAAAGUCAAGGAAGUGAAUGGCGUUACGUCAUUCUUUCUGCAGUUCGAUCACUUCCACAAAAAGAAAUUGACAAACAACCUUCAAAAGCUUGGCUGAAGAAACAUUUAGGUUUCAUCACUGAUCCAAACCAAGUGAAUGUUGCACUUACAAGAGCAAAAGAAGGCCUUUGUAUUUUGGGAAAUGAAUAUUUACUGCGCUGUAGCAAUCCCUGGAAGGAUCUGCUGGUGCAUUACAGAACGAGGAAUGCUUUGGUGAAUGCUGAUGAUAUUACUGUAAGAAAAUAGUUGGGAUAUAGCUGCCCAACAUGAAGGAGGGAACUCAGGAUUUUCCAGAUCUGCUGUUUUGUUUUAAAAUGCUUGAAAAACAUUCAAAUUGGCUUUGGAUUCCAAAGUCUAGACUUCUAAUUAGCAUUGCUUUCACUUCAUCGAAUUCCCAUACCACUAUUGAAAACGAUUCUUUGUUGAAACAAUUCGCUAAUUAUUUAGUGCAUGAUUCUCUUUAUGCAAAUAUUAUGGAGUCAAAAAAAGAUUUAAUCAAUUUUAACAUUUGAUAAUAUAUUGCACUCGUUCUCUUAAAUUGUGUAUUAUAUAUUUUCCAAAUUCAAAAUCUAAGAAUUUUAUAAUUUAGGUGCUAGUUUAUAAUUAAAACAGGGAAUAUGGUAUAGAAUUGUAAUAAAACAUCUAUUGUGGAUCUGAGCAUUUUCUUCUUAGACUUUACUAUGAUAACUAAUGUUUGAACUAAUUAGCUACCUUGCUAGCUUUAUGAAGUCUUUGGGAUUGUCUACAUUUGCCACUAGAUAUUUGGAAAGAAAGUAUAUUUUAAUUAUCUAUUUUGAAAGUGGAAACCAUGUCUCAUUUUAAGCUCCGUAAAUGGUAUUAUAUUGCUCCCAACUUCAGGAGCCUUUAUGUCAUAAAAUAAAAAACUGCAAAUGCUGGAGAUAUGAAACAAAAAUAGAACGUGCUGCAAGAAUUCAGCAGGUCUGGCAGCAUCUGUGGAGAAAAAACAGAGUUAACAUUUUGAGUCCAGUGACCCGGGUCACUAGAUUUGAAAUGUUUACUCUGUUUUUCCUUCCAUGAGCUGUUAUCUGGUGUAACAACCUUUUGUGUGGCAGUUUGUCAAAUGCCUUUUGCAAAUCUAAAUAUACUGCAUGCAUUGGUUCCUAUUUAUCUGCAUUGAUACAUCCACAUUUAGUAAAUUUGUCAAACACAAUUUCUCUUUAUAUUGACUCUGCCUAAUCAUAUUAUAAUCCUGCCCAAGUACAAACAUAACUUAGAAAACUGGCUAUUUGAUCUGUAAGUAGAAUGUUUCCAUAUAAAAAGGAGUUUUAUAAUUAGUUGUGAUUUUAAGAUGUAUAUAUUAUUCUUAUGAAGGUCCCUCCUGCGUAUCGUGUCUGGAAGCAGGAACCAGCCUUUUUAAAGUGCAAUUUAUAUUUUUAAGAAAUUUGAAAGUUGUCUUCUACUUAAUGCAGUGACUUUUUCAAAAGAACUGAAAACUUAGAUAUUUGCUGCUAGAAAAGCUUAUGGUAUUGCAGUUUAAGUUGCCGAAAUUCUUUAUCCAAUUCCUUUAAAUUGCUUUCUUUCUCAUUGAAGGCUUUCCAUUCCUCGUAGGCCAUUCAUCCUCACUGCUGCAAAUUGUAGAGUACGUUGAUUUGGGAAAGCACACAUGUCAUUCUAAAAAUAGCCCAUAAACUACCUAUGGAGAGGCACAAUUGCCCCAUAACCAUAUAGUGAAGAUGCCCAACUGAGAAUUGACCAAACAAGAGACAAGCAUGAUACUCAAUGUUAGAAUUUUUUAAUUGGGAACAAUUAUCUCCAUUACCGGUGCUGCUGAGUAAUUAAAAUUUGAUAUACUUUCUGACGUGUAUUUUAUGGUAAUUGCCAAUAAGUAUAAUAAACCUAGAAAUAGUUUCCAAAACUAGUACACAAAAGUUUAAUGUAUUUAAAAGACUUUCCUCUAGCAUCUUUGUGAUGUUUUACUGACUUCUGUAAUUUUGAAUUCCUAUUACUGGAUCCAGGCUAGUGAAGGAGUAGAGUCUUAGCAUAAUUAAUGCUGCUCUGUAAAUCUUGUAUCACAAAGAUUGUCUAGCUGACUAGAUGACAGAGUAUUGGGCUGUUGUAGUGUAAAAGUGAAGGAAUAUAAAAAGGUCGUGAAACUCCCACCUGCCCUGGGGGCCAUUUCUUCAUCCAAGUCCUGAUUUUGAAACAGGUUAAACAUCUUUACUUAUUAGUACAUGUGCAUAUUCUGGGCUCAGUUUGGAUGCACUCAAAGCCCAUUCACAAACACAGAAUUAAAAUCCUCAGUAUCCAUGAAAUCACAAGCCAUGAAUUUGCUUAUUCAUACCAAAAAGAAAGUAACAACAAAAAUCAACAUCUGCGGGCAAUUUUUAACCUAUUUUCAACAAGCAAACUUCAUUAUUUGGGGGGAUUCUUAGGAACAGAACCCUCGUGGAUACGGAGGAAUGACGUAGGUCUAAUAUUCCUUUGCUUUGUCAGCAUUUCAUAUAAUCUUUUUAAAGUGUCAGCUGAGCCAGCAUCACUAAACUAGGGUGCAGUGUUAACUUGAUGAUAGUCCUCAAUUAAAAUUUCAUCUUUUUAAUUUUUUUGUGUCUUUUCUUGGCUUAGUAUGCAACACCUCUCAAUAGCUGCAUUAAUUCAGUUAGUUAUGUAAAAACAUGGCUCAUUUUACCAUAUUUCUUUUGUUGAAUCGCUUUAUGUUGGAGGACACCUGAGAUGAGCAUAUUAGUUUAUUGCGGAUAAUUUUUCUGGUACAGGAUAGCUUCUGCCACCUGUUCACAUUUUGAAGGUGUUAAAUGAGUAGCUGUCUCUGCCCAACGUCAGUUCAAAUAGAACCUUAUGAAAAAAUGCAUUUUUAGCAAUUUAAAAGCACAGCAGCUAUGUGCUAUUAUAAUAAAUAUAAUAAACUGUGACCAAAAAGUGAUUUUUAUUUUGUUCUUUGUUUCUGCAAUAAUGUAAUGCUUUUUCUAAAAAAAAACUCAAGAGUCAGGCAUCUGUUUUGUGAUUUAUGGAUUGAUGUUAUUUUGGAGCUGGUGUCUGUAUUUUUCUUAGUGAAUUUAUUAAGUAUUAGUAAGAAAUUUCUUCUGUGACUUUAUGUUGUUAUAUGUUUUGUGUAGAGACAGAAAAACUGUGCAGAUCCUGGUGCAAUGGGUAUAACUGCAUGACUUGUCUCUGAGACCUUUAAUCACCAUAUUACAAUAUUUUGAAUGUAUCACUGUUUUAUAGGGCUUCUCUUAUGUCAUAUUGAAGUUUUAAUAGUAAUAGAAUCAAAACUUGUUUUCUUUGAAAACAGUGCUUCAUCCAUAGCACAUUCUUGCUAUGGAAAAUGUUAACUUUGAGGGUUUUAAUUUUUUUUACAUUUAAUAAAGAAUAACUGUAAAGAAAG
Rhincodon typus (whale shark) is the source of this 11947-nucleotide messenger RNA. RefSeq names its product helicase with zinc finger 2a (gene helz2a). NCBI's taxonomy places the organism in Eukaryota, Metazoa, Chordata, Chondrichthyes, Orectolobiformes, Rhincodontidae. The record is from RefSeq and is a predicted model, not a curated record. The transcript has 20 exons. Gene Ontology annotation, molecular function: RNA nuclease activity; RNA binding; ATP hydrolysis activity. Bases 352 to 8832 code for a protein of 2826 amino acids.